UGAAGUGCAUAGCUAUCAUCACGUUUUAAAAAGUGAUAACACAUAAAAAACAACACAGUACAAAUAUACUCAGGACAAGAGUCUCAAGAUGCAAAGGGUGCUAAUACGUAGUAUCUUUAAAUUGAGUAAUCAACAUGCCACAAAGCCCUACUUACUGCAACAACAUCAGCAGGAGGCAAGAAUAAACUCAAUAUCUUGCUAUUACUGUGUCUAUUCAUCUAAACGAGGUCAACAAGAAAAUGAUGGUUGGGGUAAGUCUAAAAGACAUUUCAUAUCAUUGUUGACCUUGGGAAUAGGGUUGGGUGGAAUUGGAACUGCCUAUAUUCUAGCCAAAGAGGUGUCAGCUCUUGAAAAGACUGCCACUAACAAUGACACCCAUGAAAAUUGGCACAAAGAACGUCGAACAGACUUGCCAACUUAUAAACAAGAGCAAAUUACAAAACAUGACACUCUUGAGAAGAGAGUCUGGGUAACUUAUGGAGUUGGGGUUUAUGAUAUUACUGAAUUCAUUCCAAAACAUCCGGGAAGUGACAAAAUCAUGCUUGGCGCUGGAAGUGCCAUAGAUCCAUUUUGGCAUAUUUACCAACAGCAUAAUAAUAAAGAGAUUCUCACACUUUUAGAGUCUUAUCGGAUUGGGAAUCUCGAUAAGGCUGAUGAAGUUAGUACUGAGGACAUGGGAUCGCCAUGGGGGAAUGAACCUAAAAGGCAUCCACUGCUUAAGCCUGCAUCAGAGAGGCCAUUUAAUGCGGAGCCACCUCUGAGUCUGCUGGCAGAGAAUUUCCUUACUCCAAAUGAGUUCUUUUAUGUGAGGAAUCAUCUGCCUGUUCCUGUAAUUGAUGCUGAAGGCUAUGAACUUGAUAUUGAAAUUGAAGAGUCUGAUACAACAAGGUCAUUUACUCUGGAAGAGAUUAAGAAGCUUCCUAAAGUCACUGUUACAGCGGCAGUUAUGUGUGGAGGGAAUCGGCGUUCUGAGAUGACUGAAGUGAAGCCAGUCAAAGGUCUUUCGUGGAGUGGGGGAGCUGUGGGUAAUGCUAAAUGGUCAGGAGCGAAGCUGAGAGAUAUCCUCUUGGCUAUGGGAGUUGAGUCAGAUGAAAAGCGUCAUGUGAUUUUUGAAGGUUGUGAUUUGGAUCCCACUUCGCAUCCUUAUGGUGCUUCGAUACCCCUUUCCAAAGCCAUGGACGAACGGGGUGAUGUCAUACUUGCUUAUGAGAUGAAUGGAGAGACUAUAAAUCGUGAUCAUGGUUUCCCUCUGAGAGCGAUUGUUCCCGGUACAGUUGGAGCGAGGAAUGUAAAAUGGCUAAGUCGAAUUAUAAUCUCUGAUAGUGAGUCAUCAUCUCACUGGCAACAAAAUGACUAUAAAGGCUUUAGUCCUAGCACCGAUUGGGAUACAGUGGAUUUUACAAAAUCACCUGCCAUUCAAGCAAUGCCAGUUACUUCUGCAAUCUGCAGUCCCUCACAAGGUGAAAAAGUACAAAUUGUAAAUGGAUGUAUAAAUGUGAAAGGUUAUGCAUGGUCAGGAGGUGGACGUAGAAUAGUUCGUGUUGAUUUAACUUCGGAUGGUGGGGAGACUUGGCAUGUAGCUGAAUUGGAGCAGGAAGAUUUACCCGAUGGUCGUCAUUAUGGUUGGUCACUUUGGUCAGCUAAGCUUCCUGUACCAUCUGGUUGUAAGCAAGUUGAAAUUUGGUCGAAAGCAGUUGAUUCAGCUUAUAAUACACAACCGGAAAGUUUUAAGUAUACAUGGAAUUUGCGUGGUGUGUUGAGUAAUGCUUAUCAUAGAGUUAAAGUUGAAAUUGAAUAAAUUUAGAAAUUAAAGAAAGUACAAAUUUGUA
Episyrphus balteatus (marmalade hoverfly) is the source of this 1829-nucleotide messenger RNA. RefSeq names its product sulfite oxidase, mitochondrial (gene shop). Lineage: Eukaryota; Metazoa; Arthropoda; Insecta; Diptera; Syrphidae. The record is from RefSeq and is a predicted model, not a curated record. The transcript has a single exon. Gene Ontology annotation, cellular component: mitochondrion. Bases 89 to 1798 code for a protein of 569 amino acids. Gene Ontology annotation, molecular function: molybdenum ion binding; oxidoreductase activity.